Messenger RNA from Stegodyphus dumicola, 1684 nucleotides. RefSeq names its product serine/threonine-protein kinase NLK-like. The record is from RefSeq and is a predicted model, not a curated record. NCBI's taxonomy places the organism in Eukaryota, Metazoa, Arthropoda, Arachnida, Araneae, Eresidae. Gene Ontology annotation, molecular function: ATP binding; MAP kinase activity. Gene Ontology annotation, biological process: protein phosphorylation.
AGAGCGUUGACUGAGUGCGGGGCGUUGUGCUUCAGAACGGAACGGGAAUGGUGGUGCAUUGUUUCGUGUCGCGUCGUGCAUUUCAUUGUGUGCCAGUGUUUACAAGUUAAUGCAGGUGUAUGUUUCUAAAUGUAAUCAUAUAAGCAAUGGCUGUUCGAUUGUUAAUGUUGUAAAAACUGUGCUAUAAUAUUAUGAUCGAUUGGAAAUACAUGGAUCGGUCGUCAGCAGGAAAUUUUAAUUCCUUGCGGCCUUUUCUUUAGAAUGUUAAAUGGCGCUUGUGGGAUCUCGAGCUACUCAGCAAAUGAGAGCUUUUCAGACUGUCAAUUCUGCAUCGCAGCAUGCUAUUUUGGCUGCUGCACAACCUUUUUAUCAUCCUACUGUAAAUUCACAGGAUGCGAAACCUGACAGACCCAUAGGCUAUGGUGCAUUCGGAGUGGUUUGGUCUGUAACUGAUCCUCGUGAUGGAAAAUUAGUUGCAUUAAAGAAAAUGCCUAAUGUCUUCCAGAAUUUAGUUUCCAGCAAAAGAGUAUAUAGGGAGAUAAAAAUGCUUUGUUUUUUCAAGCAUGAAAAUGUACUCUCUGCUCUUGAUCUGCUGCAACCACCACAUAUUGAUUUCUUUCAAGAAAUUUAUGUUAUUACAGAACUGAUGCAAAGCGAUCUGCAUAAGAUAAUUGUUUCACCUCAGCCACUGAGUGCUGAUCAUAUCAAAGUCUUUUUAUAUCAGAUUUUAAGAGGUUUAAAAUAUCUUCAUUCAUCCAAUAUUUUACAUCGAGACAUUAAACCUGGUAAUCUUUUAGUCAACAGUAAUUGCGUGUUAAAGAUUUGUGAUUUUGGCCUAGCUCGAGUUGCUGAAUCUGAUUGUAACAAGAAUAUGACGUUAGAGGUUGUGACUCAGUAUUACAGAGCACCAGAACUUUUGAUGGGAGCUAGACACUACACGUGGGCUGUUGAUAUUUGGUCAGUAGGUUGCAUUUUUGCUGAACUUCUUGGACGCCGAAUAUUAUUUCAAGCUCAGUCACCUAUACAGCAACUGGAGUUAAUUACAGAUCUCCUUGGGACACCAAGCUUACAAGAUAUGAAAUAUGCUUGUGAAGGUGCUAAAAGUCAUAUCUUGAGAAAGCCACAGAAACAAGCAUCCCUGUCGAAGCUUUAUGUUCUCUCAACCCAUUCUAAUGCUGAAGCUGUGCAUCUACUUACACAGAUGCUUAUAUUUAAUCCAGAUGCUAGAAUAUCUUGUACAGAAGCACUGGCUCAUGCUUAUAUAGAUGAAGGCAGACUACGGUAUCAUUCCUGCAUGUGUACGUGUUGCUAUACAACACCUGCUGGCCGCCAUUAUACUGAUGAUUUCGAACCUGUUGCAAAUCAUCCUUUUGAUGAUUCAUUUGAAAAAAAUCUACGCUCAGUAUAUCAAGUUAAAGAAAAACUUCAUAGUUUUAUAUCGGACCAUUGUCAAAGGGCAACACGUGUGCCAUUGUGCAUAAAUCCACAAUCUGCAGCAUUCACCAGUUUUACCAGGUAAUAAUAUGAAUAUAAUAUUUUAUAUAUUUUUUUAUACAUGCUGCAGUUGUCUCAUAAAUUCAUCUAUUAAGCAGAGGAUUUGAUGUUCUUGAAUAGAGAAAAUCCAAUAAACCUGCCAUAUAGUUAUUAAAAUGCAUAAAAAUACUGUAAACUUUUUGUAAUGUGA